Messenger RNA from Triplophysa dalaica, 842 nucleotides. RefSeq names its product NFAT activation molecule 1 (gene nfam1). The coding region runs from base 93 to 788 and encodes 231 amino acids. Gene Ontology annotation, molecular function: transmembrane signaling receptor activity. The record is from RefSeq and is a predicted model, not a curated record. The transcript is spliced from 6 exons. Gene Ontology annotation, biological process: regulation of B cell differentiation; positive regulation of B cell receptor signaling pathway; B cell receptor signaling pathway. Lineage: Eukaryota; Metazoa; Chordata; Actinopteri; Cypriniformes; Nemacheilidae. Gene Ontology annotation, cellular component: membrane raft.
GAGGCUGCACCUCUUUACCACUUCUUUAAACAGUAGUGAUGGUACCUGGCCUUUAAUGAGAAACAGGUCGUUUAUUUCAUUUCAAAAGAAAGAUGUACGUGGCAAAACCUGUCUUGUGUUGGAUCUUCAUCCAGUCCUGUUGGGAAGGAAUUGAAGCAAAAGCUACAAUCUCAACGGAGGACAGAAUCAGAGUGGCACGGACCGGACAAACUCUUUCCUUUAACCUGUCACUGAAUGUCCGUGCAAACCGCACCUAUAAGAGUCCAGAGUGCUACCGUGAGAACCAGCUGAUCAAUUGGGAUACAGAAAAGAUUCUCCAAAGUGUGAUGUUGGUGACAGAUCUCAAAAUGCACAACGUUUCCUUUUCUGGAAAUUACUUUUGCCGCUAUGAAGGUCAGACAGCGAAUUGGGUGGUUCUUGUAAGGGAUAAAGGUUAUGAGGAGCCAAGUGUUGUGUUAGAUAAGGGCAUCACCUUACAGAUGUGCUUCUCAGGAAUUCUACUGAUCUUCAGUGUGGCUGGGUCACUUUACAUAUUAAAGAGCUACAAGAAACAACCUCCUGUCACAGACAAAAUUAAUGAAGUGACUGAACAGAGACAUGAGGAUGCUGAGGAUGCUGAGGAUGCUGAGGAUGCAGGGAUGGAUGAAGAUGUUGCACCUCCAUCAGUCUACAUGGCACUAACACAUAGAACAAGCUCCAUUUAUGAUAUGGUGAAUCCUGAAAACAAACAGAACUGCCAACCUGGAGAAGACGACGAACUAUUUGAUUCCGUCUAUGAAAAUUAUUGAAAAUGAAUUUUUGUCUUUCUUACUGUCAAAUAAAAUAUAUUUUUAUGAUUUCGA